GCCUUUCACUACCCAAAAUAUUACAUAAAAUUUUCAUUUUUGUGUGGCUUUUUCUUAUUAAUUGAAAUAAUGGGAAUUAUCAAAUUUGCUGUGAAAUCUGGUAUCUGCAUUUAUGCUAUAAAGUACACAGUCGAUGAAGGCGCUUGGUCAUCGUCAGAUGAUGCCAUUAAGUUUAAGGAAAAUUGCUGUAAUGCAAUCAAUGGAAAUGAAUAUUAUCAGACUGGCAAAAGUCACUUCUUAACUUAUGUACCGGUUCCAGAACUCCCACAACUUCCCGAGCAAUCUGAAUUAUGCUAUUUGACAAAGUAUUACUGGAAUCAAGGUGUAAAAGGAUCAAUUUAUUACAUCCGAAAGACACCAUGCUACAUUGGUCAGGGAGUCAAGAAAGCAAGUGACGGAAUAACACAAUUAAUGAAUCAACCACAGCCAUCAGAAGUGAAGAAAUAA
Chironomus riparius is the source of this 447-nucleotide messenger RNA. NCBI's taxonomy places the organism in Eukaryota, Metazoa, Arthropoda, Insecta, Diptera, Chironomidae. The record is from the annotation of a GenBank genome assembly.